Molecule: messenger RNA, 2036 nt
Organism: Fundulus heteroclitus (mummichog)
Lineage: Eukaryota; Metazoa; Chordata; Actinopteri; Cyprinodontiformes; Fundulidae
Gene: atf4a
Product: activating transcription factor 4a
Exons: 4
Coding region: 302-1630 (442 amino acids)
Biological process (GO): regulation of transcription by RNA polymerase II
Cellular component (GO): nucleus; ATF1-ATF4 transcription factor complex; ATF4-CREB1 transcription factor complex
Molecular function (GO): RNA polymerase II transcription regulatory region sequence-specific DNA binding; DNA-binding transcription activator activity, RNA polymerase II-specific
Source: RefSeq, a predicted model, not a curated record
UUGGUGUGGCCCUCUCCGCCUGUUCUUCGGUUCUGUUGCUGUGUCUGAGUUAGGAUAGUCGUUAGAAGCUGUAAAGCCCAAACAUGGCAGUGUAAAGGCGCGCGGCAGCAACUUUUGCAGCGGCAAAAACUCGCAGUGCAACGGCUAAGUGCACUGGCUAUUUCUUGCAAAAUGGCGUCUCUCUCAGCAACCACCCUCAGCUUUGCUGCCCUCGACAGCAGUACCGGACCCCUCGACUUGCCGUCAGAACCCAGUUUGUUUUCCUACACCCUACUGAGGCUACCACUGAACAGCAGCAGCCAUGACGCUCUCCCAGCUUGCCGUGGAGGACAUGGAGGCCCUGUGCUUAGGGUCCUCGUUUUUGAUGGCUGACCCCUUAGGGCCCCUUCUGGACCAAGAUGAAGAAGAAGCUUUUUCUCCUUCCUCCUCUUUUGAGGUGAAGGCGCCUGCUUCGCCCUCCCUCUCUUUCUCCUCUUCCUAUGCAUCUUCCACAUCUCCUUAUCAGAUAAUGUCAUUUUCCCCGCUCCCCUCCGCCUCCCCGCCUCCAUCUCCUCCCCUCGCUCCUUCCCCCACCUACCUGGAGACCAAGGCCGACGCCGACCUGCUGUCCCUCUCCCUGCUGGGUGCCGCUGAUCUGCUCGGUGGCCACGGAGCAGGCGAUGGCAGAGUUGAUGAUUUGGGCGACAUGGACUGGAUGUCGGAAAAGAUCGACCUGAGCGACUUUGACCUGGAGUCCCUCAUGGGCUCCUGUUCAGCCGACGAGUCCCCCAGCUCCCCGGGAGAUCUCCUGGCCUCCCUUGAUUCCCACAUGGAUCUCGAUUCAUUUGACACAACAAUCUCAUCCCAGCACUGCAGCCUAGAACCACCGCUGCCAGAGCCGGACGUCCCCUCCCGCCCCCUGGAAACUCCUCCUGUGGCUGAAGAUGAGGAAAAUGAGGUGGUUGCUGAUCAGGUUGUGAAGUCUGAGCCUUCAUCCCCAGAGCCCUCGUCUCCCUCUUCUCCAGCCUACACAUUGGAGCUGGGGAGUGAGGUUGAUGUUCUGGAUCUUGAGAAAAUGUCCCCGUCCGUCACCCCCACCCUGAUCUCUGACCCUUGUGAAAUCCUUCAGGCCCCCAGUCAAAUUUUGGUCUCUCUUCCCACCACCGUUCUAGUGGUUCUUUCAAACAAAGACGAACCCCCCGUCAUCUCUCUCCCCGAUCUGUCCAUCAGCAGCUCUCAGUCGAGCGACUCCGAAAGCGACUCCGGCUUCGAGUCGACCGCCGGGUCGCCCACGCGUCACCCGUCUCCUCCCGGCUCCCCUGCCACCGGUUCCUCCAGAACCAAGCCCUACUGCAAACCCGAGCCGCUCUCCCCCAAGACCCCCAAAGUCAAAUCGGUGUCCGGCGCGCCCAAGGUGGUCGAGAAGAAGCUGAAGAAGAUGGAGCAGAACAAGACGGCUGCCACUCGCUACCGGCAGAAGAAGAGGGUGGAGCAGGAGCAGCUGAACUCGGAAUGCGAAGACCUGGAGAAGAGAAACAACGAGCUGAGAGAGAAGGCCGAGUCCAUCAGCCGAGAGAUCCAGUACCUCAAGGACCUGAUGGAAGAAGUUCGCAAACACCACCGUGGGAAGACCGUCGUCUCCGUAGCUUAGGCGGCAAGAUGUGGCGCAAACUCCCUAAGGGUUGUGGCAUGUUUAGUUUCUGCUUCUGUGUUCAUAUGCUCUAGCAACAAUUUGUAGUGUCAGGCGUUCAUUUUAGGAAAUUAAAGGUCUGCGAAGGUGUUGAAACAGAUUCCUGAACAGGAAACGUUUGAGAGCUUUGAGAAGAGUAUGAAAGUUCAGACUAGUUAGUUAGCAGGGGUCUGGGAGGUAGUUAGGUGAAGCAUCUGUACAUGCUGGUCUCUCAGUCCCCUGUUUGAUCCCUCUUCAGGCGCUCCCUGUACAAACAGGCAGGCAGUGUUUCAUUUUUUUUUCUUUUUCUUUUUUGCUAGACUAGGCAUGCAAAACAGGAACCAAAGUAGCGCCUGGUAGGGUUGUAGAUUUUUUUUUUUUUUUUUUU